UCGAACUUUGAUCCCUCGAAGUCAAACUGCAGUCCCGUAAAGGCCGUUAUUCAUAAUCUAUAUUUUUUUACUCUCGAUACCUCGAAGUCGCCUUGUAUCUCCAAGCGCCAUACCUAAUUUACACCUACUUGGUCAUUUAAAUGGCUCAAGGCGUUAGAAGCGGGACCCGUGUCACGGUUUGUUUAUUCAGGCGACACUUGUCCUGCAAGGUGAUAUUUGUUUGGUGAUUGACCAUACCGAUACUUACAUGUAGUCUAUAAUUAACACGAACCGUUUUACGAUAAUUUGGAGAUGCAAUGAAAAUGAAAAAUUGAUUGAGAAGAAACAAUAAUAUUGAGCCAUGGUCAAAUUUUUGAAUUAUAAAACUGUAAAAAUUAUGCAUAUCAGCAUCGUUGUCAUUAUAAUGAUUAUUGCUAAACAAGUUCUUACAGCUGGUGAAGGACCCUUACGGUGGGAACAAUGCGUGAUACUCAGUUAUCACAUUUAUGACAUGUCGAUCGCCUCGCAGUACAGUAGUUCUGAGCAAUCCGGUCUUAAUAUGAUGCAUAAAAUAAAUAAUAAUUAUGAAUUUAAUUUUUUCAAUAGUUGUUUGUAUUUAGUUUUAAAAACAUCCAGUUCUGUAUAUUUUACUGAAAAGAAAAGGUACUUGUUAAAGCACGUGCGUAAGGUUAUCACUAAAUCAAUGGCUAAUUAAUCAUAACAUCCGGUAAGACUAAUUUUAAAACCCGGAAAAUUAAAACCAAACAAGGGAUUUAAAAUGAAUUUCUCCCAUGUGAUCUAUGGAUGUGUCAAUUACUGUAUUGUGUAAGUACAGUUUUUCCAUUUUUCUUUUUUUUGUACGUGUACAUGUACUGUAAAAAUGUAUUUCAGGUGCAGAUAAGCUUGAAUAAAGAAGCAGUAAACCCAAUGAAGGCGAAGAGAAUAAGGCCAGAUGAGGAUGCUAAAUUUUGGUGUCAAGCAGGUUUAGACAAGGAUGGAUUUGAAAAACGAUUCAUUAAUAACACUAUAGGAUUCGGUGUAUUUACAACAGCAUUUUUCCAAAAGGGGGCCUUUCUUUUAGAGUAUGUUGGCAAUCGAAUAAGUGAAAAAGAGGCAGAAAUUCGAGAGAGAAAACGCAGGAAGAAAAAACACAGUUACAUGUUUCAUUUCAAAUGGAAUGGGAAACAUGUUGUUGAUGCUACAGAUGUACCAGAAAGAAUGUGCCGUUAUGUCAAUGAUGACAAGAAGGCAAAUGCAACAAUGAAAUUGAAAGUUUUCAAUAAUUAUCCAAGGCUGUGUUUGUUUGCUCUACAAGAUAUACAUAUUGGAGAAGAAAUACGUUAUGAUUAUGGUGAUGAGAAUGUUCCUUGGAGGCAACACUUUCAUAAAACUAAGAUGGAGAUGAAGACAAUUGAAGUUACAGAUGAUGAUGAUGAUGACCCCUUUGAUCUCAAAAAGCCAAGGUUUUCAGAGAAAAAGGAACAAUGCCAAAGCAAGGCAAAGGUCGAUUGCAUGCUGGAAAUGAUAGACUUAGUGAUGAUGAUGACAUAGAUGAGGAUGCUCUUUCUGGAACAAUGUUAAAGCAAGGCAAAGGUCGAUUGCAUGCUGGAAAUGAUAGACUUAGUGAUGAGGAUGCUCUUUCUGGAACAAUGCCAAAGCAAGGCAAAGGUCGAUUGCAUGCUGGAAAUGAUAGACUUAGUGAUGAUGAUGACAUAGAUGAGGAUGCUCUUUCUGGUGAGGAUAAAUAUUGAUUAUAAUUUACAUGUAUUUACUCAACUCUCUCUCUCUCUCUCUCUCUCUCUCUCUCUCUCUCUCUCUCUCUCUCUCUCUCUCUCAUAUCAGUUUUGCACACAUUUAGUGACAUUCAGGUUGAAAGUGUUUAAAGAUUGAGUUAAACUAAAGAACAUUGAUUUUUAUUUUUCUCUUUCCCCGUUUCUCACUCUAUUCAAUGUUCUCCC
Magallana angulata is the source of this 1937-nucleotide messenger RNA. RefSeq names its product N-lysine methyltransferase KMT5A-A-like. Gene Ontology annotation, molecular function: protein binding. The transcript has 9 exons. The record is from RefSeq and is a predicted model, not a curated record. Lineage: Eukaryota; Metazoa; Mollusca; Bivalvia; Ostreida; Ostreidae. Bases 784 to 1530 code for a protein of 248 amino acids.